Molecule: messenger RNA, 1365 nt
Organism: Dromiciops gliroides (monito del monte)
Lineage: Eukaryota; Metazoa; Chordata; Mammalia; Microbiotheria; Microbiotheriidae
Gene: DPM1
Product: dolichyl-phosphate mannosyltransferase subunit 1, catalytic
Exons: 10
Coding region: 450-1094 (214 amino acids)
Biological process (GO): protein O-linked glycosylation via mannose; GPI anchor biosynthetic process
Cellular component (GO): endoplasmic reticulum membrane
Molecular function (GO): dolichyl-phosphate beta-D-mannosyltransferase activity
Source: RefSeq, a predicted model, not a curated record
CCCAGCGAAGAGGAGGGAGGAAGGCUGCGGCGGAGGCUUCAGGAGCGGAGAAGUACUCGGUGCUUCUUCCCACCUACAAUGAACGAGAGAACUUGCCUCUCAUCGUGUGGCUGUUGGUGAAGAGCUUCGAAGAAAGGUGAGAAAACUGACCCUGAAUGACUCAAUGAAUUAACUAAGAAGGCAAGCCUGCUUUAAUGUUGAAAGCAAAGGAGGAAUCAGAAGACCAAGGAAUUUCAAUACUAAUAUCAUCCAAUUAACUAUACAGCCUUGGAUAGUUCACCUUUGGUUAAGUGCUCAAUUUCCUCACCUGUAAAUUGAGAUUUGGACUAAAUGAAUUACAAGGCCCCUUUCAGCAAUACUUUUCUGUGAUUCAGGCAUUGGAAUCCAAGUCCUCUGAUUUCAGAUCUAAAUUUCUUUCCAUUAUACUGCAAUUCCUGGUGUCACAUGUGAUGACACUUAAUACAACACACAUUGGAAACAACUAUGAAAUUAUCGUCAUAGAUGAUGGAAGUCCAGAUGGAACCCAGGAAGUUGCUCAACAGUUGGAAAAGAUUUAUGGGUCAGAUAAAAUUCUUCUAAGGCCCAGAGCUAAAAAGCUAGGACUGGGAACAGCAUAUAUUCAUGGAAUGCAACAUGCUACAGGAAACUUCAUUAUUAUUAUGGAUGCUGAUCUCUCCCACCAUCCAAAAUUUAUUCCAGAGUUCAUUAGGAAGCAAAAAGAAGGUAAUUUUGACAUUGUUUCUGGAACUCGCUACAAAGGAAAUGGAGGUGUCUAUGGCUGGGAUUUGAAGAGAAAAAUUAUCAGCAGAGGAGCCAACUUCUUAACUCAAAUUUUGCUGAGGCCAGGAGUAUCAGACUUAACUGGAAGUUUCAGGUUAUACCGAAAGGAAGUUCUACAGAAAUUAAUGGAAAAAUGUGUUUCUAAAGGAUAUGUCUUCCAAAUGGAGAUGAUUGUUCGAGCUAGGCAACUAAAUUUUACCAUUGGAGAGGUUCCAAUCUCAUUUGUGGAUCGAGUUUAUGGUGAAUCCAAGCUGGGAGGAAAUGAAAUAGUCUCCUUUUUGAAAGGACUGUUGACUCUGUUUGCCACUACAUAAGAUGACACUAACCAUUUUAUAUUUAAAUUGUCAUGUUCAUUUCAUUUUAAACAUAAGACAAAAGACCUGGUUGCUGAUUUUUAAAUUGUACUCUUAAACCAUAAAGAGUAAGGUAAGGUAAAUUUCACAUACACCUUAAUUUUUUUUUCUGGAGGCCUAUGUAUUCCAAAAUAGAUUUCACAUCCAUGUAAAGAAAGAAGGAAUAUUCUCUAUGUCUGUUUACAGUUGUAAUAAGAUUUAUAAAUAAAUUUUAUAAGACUUUUGGUUUGGA